Molecule: messenger RNA, 2264 nt
Organism: Trifolium pratense (red clover)
Lineage: Eukaryota; Viridiplantae; Streptophyta; Magnoliopsida; Fabales; Fabaceae
Product: serine/threonine-protein kinase tricornered-like
Exons: 13
Coding region: 23-1843 (606 amino acids)
Biological process (GO): intracellular signal transduction; peptidyl-serine phosphorylation
Molecular function (GO): protein serine/threonine kinase activity; ATP binding
Source: RefSeq, a predicted model, not a curated record
AAAGUGAAAAAAAUUCAAUCCCAUGAUGUUUUUGUUUUUUUAUGACAUGGACCUCGGAUUCAUCGACAUUAAAAACCAUAGGAUUAUAGUUCCAAAUUACAUGAACCUAACCAACCAUCAUUCAACACUUGUCUCACAUAGCUCCUUCCCUUUCCUCUUUGUGUUUUGUGUGAGUUUUUUUUUAGAAGGGUCUCUUUCUUCUUUUUCUCUUGUUUUUUUUUUUUGUCACAAUCAUUUUUCAAAAGAGGAGAAAAGAGAAAGGGUUUUGGUUUUGAAUUUUAGCAUGGAGAAUCACAUGGUGAAGGAGGAAAUAAUUGAGGUGAUUGAUGGAGAACAAGAGGAAGAAGAAAAUGAUGAUGAAGAAGAAGAAGAUGAUGUUGUUUCUACCUUGACAAUGGAAAGGGUUGCUGCUGCUAAGAAAUUCAUUGAGAAUCAUUAUAAGUCUCAAAUGAAACAUAUUCAAGAACGUAAGGAAAGGCGUUCAGUACUACAAAAGGAGUUAGAAUCUGCGCAUGUACCAGAAGAAGAACAAAUCAAUUUAUUGAAGGAUUUAGAGAGCAAGGAGACUGAGUAUAUGCGGUUAAAAAGACAUAAAAUAUGUGUCGAUGAUUUUGACCUGCUAACCAUUAUUGGCAGGGGAGCCUUUGGUGAGGUAAGACUCUGUCGCGAGAAGAAAUCAGGUAAUAUAUAUGCCAUGAAAAAGUUGAAAAAGUCUGAAAUGCUCAGCCGGGGACAGGUUGAGCAUGUUAGAGCUGAAAGGAAUGUACUUGCAGAAGUUGCCAAUGACUGCAUUGUGAAACUUUAUUACUCAUUUCAAGAUCCCGAAUUCUUAUAUCUUAUAAUGGAAUAUUUACCUGGUGGCGAUAUAAUGACUUUGUUAAUGAGGGAAGAAACUUUGACAGAAAGUGUGGCUAGAUUUUACAUCGCCCAAACCGUUUUGGCCAUAGAGUCUAUUCAUAAACACAAUUACAUUCAUCGGGAUAUAAAACCUGACAACCUUCUGUUAGACAUAAAUGGUCAUAUGAAACUGUCCGAUUUCGGUCUUUGCAAACCACUUGACUGCUCAAAUCUAUCAUCUAUAAAUGAAAAUGAAAUAUUGGAUGAUGAAAACUUGAAUGAUACAAUGGACGUUGAUGGAUCCUCAAACCCAAAUAGCAAAAACGGUAGGCGUUGGAAAAGUCCGCUCGAACAACUUCAACAUUGGCAAAUGAAUCGGAGGAAAUUGGCAUUUUCCACUGUUGGAACACCAGACUAUAUUGCUCCAGAAGUGUUAUUGAAAAAGGGUUAUGGUGUCGAAUGCGACUGGUGGUCUCUUGGUGCUAUAAUGUAUGAGAUGCUUGUCGGUUAUCCUCCAUUUUACUCUGAUGAUCCUGUAACAACGUGCAGAAAGAUUGUGCACUGGAAAAAUCACUUAAAAUUUCCGGACGAGGCAAGAUUGACACCUGAAGCAAAAGAUCUGAUAUGCAGGUUGCUUAGUGGUGUUCCGCAUAGACUUGGUACAAGAGGAGCAAAUGAAAUUAAAUCUCAUCCGUGGUUUAGAGAUGUCAUAUGGGACAGACUCUAUGAAACCGAGGCAGCAUUUAAACCACGAGUCAUUGGAGAACUUGACACUCAAAAUUUUAUGAAAUUCGACGAGGUUGAACCACCAAAGCCAUAUCGAACUGGAUCUGGACCGAUAAGAAAGAAGCACUUGACUCCUCAAGAUCUCAGUUUUGUUGGCUAUACAUAUAAGAAUUUUGCCGCUGUCAAGGGGAAACGCCACUCUGUUGAUAAGGGAAGCUUGUCAUCACAAUCAUCACUCGACUCCACUCACAGUGAUUCUGUAAUAGACUAUUCCGCUUAAUACUCGACGGACAUCACAAAAGCAUAGGCGGUUGCAUUGCACUUGUAUGGUUGCACCCUAUGAUUCUUGUGAAAAGUGACCUAACCUUAAUGUUCAUGUACAUUAUGACCUUGUGUAGCAAAUAGAUGAAGAUGCAACUUCUUUAAUGAUGGUGUCAUUUUGCCUUAAUUUCAAUACUAACAGACACAUAUCAUGCAGAAGUUAGUGUGUACAGGGAUUGAUAUCUAUGUAUGUAUGUAUGUAUGUACCUUAAGGAAUGGUUCACUUGUUGUGAUAGUAUAUGUGAAAGCUUUGAAGCCAAAAAUUGAUGUUUGUAAAAUUGUGAACUAUAGGUCAUGACCAAUGUAGAAAUGCCCAAGUUGGCAAAUUAGAAACAUGUGCCAUCACUUUGUGACAAUUUCUAAUGACCCUUUUCUCUCAA